AUGGAGAAGGAUGACCUGGAGAAGGUAAGAAAGGCCUCUCUGUCUGUCUGUCUGUCUGUCUGUCUGUCUGUCUGUUAGGUUUGCAACUGUGCCACAUUUACACUAGACAUUUUCAGAAGGGAUUAUUAGAAGAGACACAAUUCAAGUAUGAGUGCAGUGACUAAUGUACUGUAAUGUACAUCUGUAAUAUUGUGAUGAUAUAAUGUAAACCCUGGCUAACUUAGGGUUGCCGGAGAGUUUUCCAGGUGUUAAUACUGCAUUCCUCCCCAGAUUGGUAUCUCCGACCCAGAGCACCAGCAGAAGGUUCUGAGUGCGGUGAAGGAGAUGCAUCUGGACCGGGUCGAACUGGACACACUCAGCCAGCUUGAGAACAUAAACAGCGGGUACAGUACAAAUAUUUUUUUCUUUCUAUUUGAGUAAUCCCUUCCAAGUUUACACAUGCAUUAUACAUGCAACACAUAAGCCUAAAGACCAGGGUUUCCAAACCCUCUCUUCGGCCCCACCAGACAUUUCACAUUUUAGUUUUAACCCUAAACUGGCACACCUGACUCAAUUAGUCAAGGGCUUGAUGAUUAGUUGACUAAUUGAAUCAGGUGAAACAUCUGGGGGGGCCCGAGGAGAGGUUGGGAAACCCUGCAAUGGACAUCCUCUCUCCAGCAUUCAGACAUUACAUUACAUUCAGGACCCCCUCCCCACCAGCGAUGUCUCAGCAUCAUCCCCACAUCCUAUACACAGUCCAUCCUCCAGCUAUGGAAGUCAUCCGUCAGACAGAGGAUCCAUCCCACUGUUAUUCUCCCACAGCCUCUUUGAGUCUCUGAGAGCAGAGCAGAGUCCUAAUGGUUUAAGCGGGCCAUAAUGAUUUGUAAGGUGAGAGGAGAUGGAAGGAAAUCCCCUCUUCACCCCCCCACCCCCCUCCCUUUCCACUCUCUCUGUGACUGAUGACAGGCCAGCUCUCAGGCCAAGCUACCAUGUCUGCCUGCAGCCCCUCAUGUCAUGAAUCCUGAGGCCUUAUGGCCAUGUCCUCCCCUUUACUCUACUGUACUUUAGUGUCAGGGGUACAGGGCUACAUUUACAGAGACUGUACAUCCCCAGGGUUAAAUCCUCUGAUGAUGGCCACACUGUAAACAUUAAACCACUAGCUAACCACAUCCCUUAUGCUGUAUGCUCAUCCCAGGACGUAGUGGCUACACUUGUUCAGAGUUCACCCGGGUUGUAUUGAUGUGGCCUAUUUCAUGUUCUAGUUGGGCUGGUACAUAGCCAAACGUAUGUGGACACCUGCUCAUCGAACAUCUAAUUCCAAAAUCAUGGGAAUUAAUAUGGAGUUGGUCCCCUCUUUGCUGCUAUAACAUCCUCCACUCCUCUGGGAAGGCUUUCCACUAGAUGUUGGAACAUAGCUGCGGGGACUUGCUUCCAUUCAGCCACAAGAGCAUUAGUGAGUUCAGCACUGAUGUUGGGGGAUUAGGCCUGGCUCGCAGUUGGCAUUCCAAUUAAUCCUAAAGGUGUUCGAUGGGGUUGAGGUCAGGGCUCUGUGCAGGCCAGUCAAGUUCUUCCACACCGAUCUUGACAAAUAAUUUCUGUAUGGACCUCGCUUUGUGCACAGGGGUAUUGUCAUGCUGAAAAGGGCCUUCCCCAAACUGUUGCCACAAAGUUGGAAGCACAGAAUGGUCUAGAAUGUCAUUAUAUGCUGUAGCGUUAAGAUUUCACUUCACUGGAACUAAGGGGCCUAGCUCGAACCAUGGAAAACAGCCCCAGACCAUUAUUCCUCCUCCACCAAACUUUACAGUUGUCACUAUGCAUUCGUGCAGGUAGCGUUCUCCUGGCAUCCACCAAACCCCGAUUUGUCCGUCGGACUAACAGAUGGUGAAGCGUGAUUCAUCACUCCAGAGAACGCGUUUCCACUGCUCCAGAGUCCAAUGGCGGCGAGCUUUACACCUCUCCAACCGACACUUGGCAUUGCGCAUUGUGAUCUUAGGCUUGUGUGCAGCUGCUCAGCCAUGGAAACCCAUUUCAUGAAGCUCCCGACAAACAGUUAUUGUGCUGACGUUGCAUCCAGAUGCAGUUUGGAUCUCGGUAGUGAGUGUUGCAAACGAGGACAGAUUAUGUUUAUGCGCGACAGGCUUCAGCACUCAGCGGUCCCGUUCUGUGAGGUUGUGAGGCCUACCACUUCGCAGCUGAGCCAUUGUUGCUCCUAGACGUUUCCACUUCACAAUAACAGCACUUACAGUUGACCGGGGCAGCUCUAGCAGGGCAGAGAAAUGACGAACUGACUUGUUGGAAAGGUGGCACCCUAUGAUGGUGCCACGUUGAAAGUCACUAAGCUCUUCAGUAAGGCCAUUCUACUGCCAAUGUUUGUCUAUGGAGAUUGCAUGGCUGUGUGCUCAAUUGUAUACACCUGUCAGCAAUGGAUGUGGCUGAAAUAGCCAAAUCCACUAAUUUGAAAGGUUGUCCACAUUCCUUUGGCCAUGUAGUGUAUGUUAGACAGCUUUCCAUCUGCAGUACAUGACAAAAUGGACUGACAGACAGAUGGGUGGACAGGGGAACAGAGAUUUUCAUACCGGGGGACAACUGACAGACAGAGUAAACCAACUGACCUCUACACAACAGGCAAAUAAAAAGACAUAAGACCCUGUGUGUGGCAAAUGUCCAGUAUGUCCCCUCAUAACUCAAAACUACAGUAUAAUAUGAAGAAGAAAACAUUUUUUUGAGAAAAAAAAAUGGUGUCACAUCCAAAUGACUUGUACAUCAUGUUCAUCAAGGCUUCAUUUUGUUUUUUCUGCCAUCGCUCUGCUGCCCUGUGUUUGUUGAUGGGUUAUUUUAUCUUAAUGGUACCUUUCCCUGCAUGUGUAGCAGCCGUUUUGUGAUGCUCACACUCUGUCAGCUUGCCGUGUAAACAGUGUCAGUCAGAUUGGAGUUACUAUCUCCUCCCGGGACCUGGGACUAUAGCUCUGUUAGUUUAUCUAACACCAAAGACCGAUAGGCUCUCGCUGCAACACUUAGUACAGGGAUAGGAGAGCAGAGGGGAAGAUAGAGGGAGAUGUCUGUCUGUUGCAGGCAGCCUCUCUUUCUCUCCCUCCUGGUUUAGAUGUACUGUACUGUAAUGUAUUGUAUGGGGUAUAGUUGAGAGGGGCUGGAAUGCGUUGUGGACACGGGUUGUGCUGCUCACCCACCUUCACACACAAUUAAGCUCAGACAGUCACACUUAAACACACUUGGGGUUGAGGUGCGAAGAGACUCAUCAAUACUGAGUUGGCUGGAAGUGUACCACCACCAUUUCCUGUUUGAGGUUUUGGCUCAUUGUCAUCUACUAUAAGUGAGAAGCUGUCUAAUAGUGGUGUCUGUGUCCUUCGCUAUAGGAGUGAGGAGCUGUAUAACUUCCUGAUCAGCAGUGCUGUUACCUGAUAGAGACCGUGCAGGACGUCAUCAGCCGCUUCCCCCAACGGGCCUCUGAGGUAUGUGUGUGUUUGUGUGUACCAGUCUAAGGACUGAUCAAUAAGUGCUAGUGUCUAACUGAAAGCUCACUAUUAAAUCUAGCCAUAUUGCCUACACCUAUCCAAUUCCUUUCAGAUCCAAACAAGUGCCAAGGUGUAUUGUAGGAGCUUGUGGUUGUCCUUUGGACUGGACUCUCUCCAGCUCCACAAACUCUCUCCCUCUCCUCUCUCCCCCUUUUCACUCCCCAGCUGGUGUUGUCCCUGAAUCCUAAGAAGGAAGCCCAGGCCAUCUGUAAUGAGCUGGUGGCCCAGACUGGAGACCUGCAGAAAGAGGUCACCUGCCUCAGGAACCUGUUGCACAAG
Molecule: messenger RNA, 3791 nt
Organism: Coregonus sp. 'balchen'
Lineage: Eukaryota; Metazoa; Chordata; Actinopteri; Salmoniformes; Salmonidae
Source: the annotation of a GenBank genome assembly